Messenger RNA from Microcebus murinus (gray mouse lemur), 948 nucleotides. RefSeq names its product olfactory receptor family 1 subfamily C member 1 (gene OR1C1). Gene Ontology annotation, biological process: G protein-coupled receptor signaling pathway. The record is from RefSeq and is a predicted model, not a curated record. Gene Ontology annotation, cellular component: membrane. Gene Ontology annotation, molecular function: G protein-coupled receptor activity; olfactory receptor activity. Lineage: Eukaryota; Metazoa; Chordata; Mammalia; Primates; Cheirogaleidae.
AUGGAAAAAAGAAAUCUAACAGUAGUCAGAGAAUUUGUGCUUCUGGGACUACCCUGCUCAGCAGAGCAGCAGCACCCACUGUCUGUGCUCUUUCUCUGCAUGUACUUAGUCACCCUGCUGGGGAACAUGCUCAUCAUCUUGGCCAUUGCCUUUGACUCUAGCCUCCAUUCCCCCAUGUAUUUCUUCCUGAGUAACUUGGCCUUUGUGGACAUUUGCUUUACUUCCACGAUAGUCCCCCAAAUGGUGGUGAAUAUCUUGACUGACCUUAAGACUAUUUCUUUUGCAGGCUGCCUCACGCAGCUCUUCUUCUUCAUUUCUUUUGUGAAUAUGGACAGUCUCCUUCUCUGUGUGAUGGCAUAUGAUAGGUACGUGGCGAUUUGCCACCCUUUACAUUAUACCGCCGUAAUGAAUCCUCGCCUUUGUGUCCAGCUGGUGGCUGGGCUCUGGGUCCUCACCUACCUCCAUGCCCUCCUGCAUACCUUCCUAAUAACACAUCUGUCCUUCUGUGGAUCCAAUGUUAUCCAUCAUUUCUUCUGUGAUCUCAACCCUAUCCUGCAGCUCUCUUGCUCUGAUGUCUCCUUCAAUGUGUUGGUCAUUUUUACCGUAGGAGGUCUAGUGGCUCUCACACCCUUGAUAUGCAUCCUUAUAUCUUAUGGACUUAUCUUCUCUGCCAUUCUUAAGAUCACCUCUACUGAGGGCAAACAGAGAGCCUUCUCCACCUGUGGCUGCCACCUGUCAGUGGUGGUAUUGUUUUAUGGCACAGCCAUUGCUGUCUACUUCAGGCCCUCCUCCUCCCAUACUCCUGAGAGUGACACGCUGUCAGCUGUCAUGUAUUCAGUGGUGACUCCCAUGCUGAAUCCUUUCAUCUACAGUCUGAGAAACAAGGCUAUGAAGAGAGCACUUCAGAAAGUGCUUUGCAAGGGCACAGUCUUUCAGCAGCAAUUGUGA